Messenger RNA from Drosophila innubila, 735 nucleotides. RefSeq lists its product as uncharacterized. The coding region runs from base 1 to 735 and encodes 244 amino acids. NCBI's taxonomy places the organism in Eukaryota, Metazoa, Arthropoda, Insecta, Diptera, Drosophilidae. The transcript is spliced from 5 exons. The record is from RefSeq and is a predicted model, not a curated record.
AUGUCGCCAUAUGUCUUGCAAUUGCUUGUGCUGCUCAGUUUAAGUUCUGCUGCUUUUGCCGAUGAGUUCAAAAAUCCGGAGCGUCACCACAAGAAACGCCAAAUCUAUCGCGAGCAAGUGCUGCCACAUGCGGGUGGCAAGAUACCAGAUACUGCCUUUGAGACCGAUCGUCUGUUUCUCAACCGUCUGCAAAAGGAGGGCAUCUCGGUGCCCGACGGCAUUGUGCCCCAACAACGUAGUCCCCAGGUCUAUCAGUAUUAUGAUAAGGGCAUGCGCACCGUUUAUCAUAUAGCACUAAGUUCGGAUGGUCGUUAUACGCCGAGGGAAGGUCGUUAUCACUACAGACAGGUGCCCACCGUGGAGACCACUUAUCUGUAUCCCCAGGCUGUGGGUCGUCCGUAUGUGUUGGUGCCACCAAAGCAUGCCUUGCCCACCUAUCGCCAACUGCAGCUGCACAAUCCGUUGCUCAAUCAGGUGAAAUUCCAGCCCAAGAAAGUGCCCAAUUUUCUGGAGCUUGCACCCACAGUGGGCAAGAGUCAUGUGAGCAGUCCAUCCAAGGCGCAGUCCUAUCAAAACGUGAAUCUUCUGCAUGGUCCAGCGCUGUCCGCGUUUAAGAAAACCGCCGGUGGCAGCAAAACCUAUGUGGAUAGUUAUGGCAAAACCCAUCUUUAUAGUGGAUUUGAUGAUUUGCUCAGCAAACUUGAUUUGAAUCCAGCAAUGCAAAAGUUGUAUUAG